Messenger RNA from Plasmodium coatneyi, 1506 nucleotides. RefSeq lists its product as uncharacterized. The record is from RefSeq and is a predicted model, not a curated record. NCBI's taxonomy places the organism in Eukaryota, Apicomplexa, Aconoidasida, Haemosporida, Plasmodiidae. The transcript has a single exon. Bases 1 to 1506 code for a protein of 501 amino acids.
AUGCAGAGCGCGCUUUUAAAAAACGUGCACGGCCAACUGUGCAGAGGCCGAAAUGGCAGUAGGAAAUGCUCUCAGCAGUUGGUGCGCUUGAACCCAACGGAGGAGGCGCCCCUCGGCGCCAGGGGGGUUAGUUCGGUUGGAUCCUACACUCGGAACUACACAAGGGAUUGUGCUGACCGUCAUGCUUCCCCCUACGUGUGGCAGUUCACCCUUGACUCCUCAUUUUCGCGCCGAGCAAUUAUUUACGCCGGCACCUGGAGCGGGAGCUCCCACCCGUUUGGAACGUAUGGCAAAUGUUAUGGCAUUCUCCACGUAGGGACACACAAAUUGGAGCACCCCAUGCUAGCCAACCACGUAACCUUCGCCACGAGCACGAAGAGCAAAAAGACCGGAAAGGAUGCAGACGGGAAAAAGGACAGUACAAAGCAGUGCGAAGGACAUGACCAAAGUAUGGCGAACGAUUCACAUAGUGAGGGAAUAAAUGAGUUAGGCGGAUUGAAAGGAUAUCCUUAUGAAGGGACAGAGAAUAUAGGGGGAAAAAAAAAAAAGUCCAAACUGAAGCUACUAGUGUAUCUGUUCACCCUCUCCUUCGGAGGAUACGUCAGCUACAAAGUGUACGAGAACGACAUGAACCUAUCCAAAGCGGAAGAGAGCAUAGUAAAAGAUUUGGUCCACCUAAUAUAUACAUACGAAGAAAAAAUGAGCAAGCAGAAUUCCAAGUUCAUGACCUGCUUAAGUGAAGAAUUAAACAAACAAAUAGCAAUGUAUUUCCUUCAGUUGGAUGCAGACAAAAGUUCAGGCUUCCUCAUCAGUGACGCGAUCUCCUUUUUAAAUGACCUGAAUAUAAAAGAAGACAACGCCAUUGUAAAAAGUUUUAUAAAAAAUGGGGUCGGAAAGAACAUCGAAAUGAAGAAGUUGUCUGGGUGUUCUCUACAACAGUUCGCGGAACUCCUGGAAAGCCUCAUCUUGGUCAGCAAAACGAAACAAGAAAAUGACUCCUCGAAAGGGGAACUCCAAACGGAUAGCAGCCAGGAUAACUACUACCUCAACAUGCUGCAGAAGUAUUUGAACUGCCUAGUCAGCAUUGUCAAGACGUCCGACUUAUAUUUGUACGUCCAAAUGAAGAAGAACGCGGCGUCAUCCUCCCCCGAAGGAGGUCAGGAAGGAGAACAGAUAGACGACGUAGAAAUGGCUAUCCUUAAUAAGCUCACCAAGUACAAUGAAAAAUAUGUGCAAAAAGAGAAUCUGACUUUGGAGUACUUAUUAAGCAAAGAGGAGUUAUCAAAGUUUAAGAAAAAUGCCAACCUCUCUAGGAAGGAAGAAGAGAAGGAGUUACUCCUCAUAGAGAAAAAAAAAUUGGAAGAGAAAAUCAAGCUUAUGCUAAAACUGCAGGAGAAAAAAAACUUAACAGAAACGGAGAUCAAGCGGCUACAAGAUUUGAAGAUAAAACUGAGGAACGUCAAUUAUACGAUAAAGAAAGAGGAGCUGAUGAAGUACUUCCAGUGA